This is a messenger RNA of Trypanosoma cruzi, 1278 nucleotides long. RefSeq lists its product as uncharacterized. The record is from RefSeq and is a predicted model, not a curated record. The transcript has a single exon. Bases 1 to 1278 code for a protein of 425 amino acids. Lineage: Eukaryota; Euglenozoa; Kinetoplastea; Trypanosomatida; Trypanosomatidae.
AUGUUUACUCCCACAAGGACUCUUUUAUCCGCCGUUUUCGCCACUUCGACUCUUUGGGCGGCGUCGCGGUCAACUCGUGUGGAAAAGAAAAACAAGAAGGCCCCAGAACUGACAUCCGCACGUGAUGGUGGGGCCACGGCUGUGGCGAAGCCGCAUGUGGACGUCUUCACAACGAUGAAGGAUUCUCUUGAUAAUAUUUUGGGUGGAGCUGCUGUGCCUCGUGACGCUGGGCCGGUGGCAGACUGCAGGGCACAUGAAGAAGAGACAGCUCCGCCCACAGAAGCAGAGACGUUCCCGAAGAACGAGGAGACGAACAUCGAGGAGGAAAAAGUAGCCGCAAAACAUGAAAUGCCCUCCUACUACAAGCCGAUGAACACGCACGAGCAAAUUUACGAUGCCGAGGUGGCCCAACGGCUGUGCGUCGCGGCUGCCUCACGACAUUUUCGCUCCCCAGUGUGGUCAACAAGGACGGCCUUUGCGCGAUUCGGCUACACCGUGAAGGAUGGCGAAGAAGGGGUGGAUGUCUCGACCAUGAUGCAAACCGUCACAUUGUACAACCUCGAACAGACAAGUGCCCCGGAUGCGUCAGUUUCCGAUUCCCUGAAAUGCAGCGGGAAAACACUGCCGGAAUGGCGUAACAUGCCACUGAGUGCCGCAGGGCGCCCGCAUUCACGGCAUGUUCAACGCACGCUUCAAGAACAUCCCUCGUAUGCGCAGUACACGUCACCCUACUGGAUCACUGAGGAGGAGGCGGUUAUUCUUGGCACGGCGGUGCGGCCCUCACAGAGAGGGUGUGGGAUUCUCAUAAAAAGACCUUCAGCUGCAGCCCGACUGCCGGUCUCGGGUGAAAAAGAAAGUCGUCCAGUGUCUCAGGAGUCCACUUCUCGGUCGGACGAGGAUUUUUUCAUGUUGUACAACGCCGCGCAGCUGGAGGCUCCUGAGUUGGUGACACGUGAGACAUGUCCCCCUCUUCUUUUUCUCAGCGUGGAUGGUCAUCGGUACAAUGUUGUCCUCAGCUUGUACAUGCGGAAGUACUGCCAAAAGUAUAACUUAAAUAUGCAACCAAUGGUCGUCUUCAUUACAACCUCGCGACUCCGUAGUCUUGGCGGGGAUCUGCGUCCCAUGGAGAAUGAUGUGCCGCCCUUCACAUGUGUCAUGAAUGACGAGAUUGUUUCAUUUCAUCACAGUGAACACACCACAAUAUCAGAGAAGUUGUUGCAAAAGGCAACGGCUCUUCGGCGCGAACGAUUUGAUCGUGCCCCGGCGUCUAAUGUAUAA